Messenger RNA from Nilaparvata lugens (brown planthopper), 293 nucleotides. Its product is annotated as maltase A1-like. The coding region runs from base 6 to 293 and encodes 95 amino acids. Gene Ontology annotation, biological process: carbohydrate metabolic process. The transcript is spliced from 2 exons. The record is from RefSeq and is a predicted model, not a curated record. NCBI's taxonomy places the organism in Eukaryota, Metazoa, Arthropoda, Insecta, Hemiptera, Delphacidae.
GGUUGAUGCUAGCAGAGGUAUACGCGGACAUAGGUCACACGAUGUCCUACUAUGGCACAAACGAGGAGCCCGUGGCUCAUAUGCCGUUCAACUUCUUCCCGAUCACAGAUCUGACUUUCGCCAGCAAUGCCUCUGCAUUUGAGGCAGUCAUCAAGAAGUGGAUUGACAACAUGCCAGACGGUUGCUGGCCCAACUGGGUUAUUGGAAACCACGACAACUACCGUGUAGCUACCAGGAUGGGCGAGGAAAUGGUAGACAUGAUGGCGAUGUUCCAUGCUGCUACCAGGCAGUGA